AUGCGGUCCACGGUCUUGUCUCUUCUGGCCGCCUGUCUGCCUGUUGCCUGGGCAGGUCCUGUAGCGGCCAGACAAGCAUUUGAGGUCGACCCCAACACGACCAAGUACUGCACGUGGUACCACGACGUCAUUGAGGGAGACACCUGCGAAUUUAUCCUCGCUUCAUGGGAGAUCUCCCUGGAGACUUUCAUGCGCUGGAAUCCAUCCAUCACGGCCGGCUGCGGUAACGUCCAAGUAAACCACUCUUACUGUAUCGAAGCGAUCGGCGAGCCUGCGCAGGCAUCGACGACAACGACAUCGAAGCCUCCCGCGGCCACCGCCACCGCGCCUCCGACAACCACCAAACCCUCCACAACGGCCGCCCCAACCCAGCCCCCGACGCCCGGCACGAGCACCGGUGCCAACGGGGUUGCGACGCCGCUCCCGGUGCGCGCUGGGAUGACAACAAACUGCAGGCGCUUCUACAAGGUCCAGCCCGGCGACACGUGCGACGCCAUCAUCGCUGCCGCAGGCAUCUACGGACCGAAUUUCUACAUCUGGAACCCCGAAGUAAAGGAGGACUGCUCCGGGCUCUGGGCGGGCUACUAUUGCUGCCUCCAGAACGUCGCCGGCCCUUCCAUCACCCUCACCCCGGCGGUCCCUUCCACCACUACCGCGCCGCCGCCGACCACCCCGACCGGCAACGGGGUCACCACCCCGCUCCCCAUCCAGAGCGGCAUGACGACAAACUGCAGGCGCUUCUACAAGGUCCAGCCCGGCGACACGUGUGAUGCCAUCAUCGCCGCGUCAGGCAUCUACGGACCCAAUUUCUAUAUCUGGAAUCCCGCCGCCAGGAGCGACUGCUCCGGGCUCUGGGCGAAUACAUUUUGUUGUAUAGGUAACACCGUCGGCCCGUCCAUCACCCUGAGGCCUCCGACCCCGACCACGACGACCAAGCCGCCCGCGGGCAACGGCGUCGCAACGCCCACGCCCUUCCAAGUCGGCAUGGUCUCGAAUUGCAAGAGCUUCUAUCUCGUACGCAGCGGCGAUACAUGCUCCAGUAUCGCCUCGGCCAGGGGCAUCUCCGUCAACAACUUCAUCCGCUGGAACCCGGCCGUCGGUGCGGGCUGCACGGGCAUGUGGGCGAAUACCUGGGCUUGCGUGGGGCUGAUUUGA
This is a messenger RNA of Microdochium trichocladiopsis, 1155 nucleotides long. RefSeq lists its product as uncharacterized. Lineage: Eukaryota; Fungi; Ascomycota; Sordariomycetes; Xylariales; Microdochiaceae. The record is from RefSeq and is a predicted model, not a curated record. The transcript has 3 exons. Bases 1 to 1155 code for a protein of 384 amino acids.